Molecule: messenger RNA, 1217 nt
Organism: Trifolium pratense (red clover)
Lineage: Eukaryota; Viridiplantae; Streptophyta; Magnoliopsida; Fabales; Fabaceae
Product: annexin D4
Exons: 6
Coding region: 66-1010 (314 amino acids)
Cellular component (GO): cytoplasm
Molecular function (GO): calcium-dependent phospholipid binding; calcium ion binding
Source: RefSeq, a predicted model, not a curated record
GUCCCCUACCCAUCAUAAUUAAUUGUUACAAUAUUGUGUCAACUCUAUCAAACUUUCCCAGAAUUAUGGCAUUCAAUCAAGAAUUAGAAGCUAUAACCCAAGCUUUCUCAGGACAUGGUGUGGAUGAGAAAUCAUUGACAACAAUAUUGGGAAAAUGGGAUCCUUUGGAGAGAGAGUCUUAUAGGAAGCAGACAUCAAAUUUCUUCAUUGAAGAUCAUGAACGCCAAUUUCAGAGAUGGAAUGAUCAUUGUGUUCGUCUUCUCAAACAUGAGUUUGUGCGUUUUAAGAAUGCAGUGGUGCUUUGGAGCAUGCACCCUUGGGAAAGAGAUGCUCGUUUAGCAAAAGAGGCCCUAAAGAAAGGCCCAAGUUCAUAUGGUGUGCUGAUUGAGAUUGCAUGCACAAGAUCUUCAGAAGAGCUUUUGGGAGCUAGGAAGGCAUAUCAUUCCCUCUUUGACCACUCCAUUGAAGAAGAUGUUGCUUCUCACAUUCAUAGCAUUGAUAGAAAGCUCUUGGUUGCACUUGUGAGUGCCUAUAGGUAUGAAGGAUCAAAGGUUAAAGAUGACACUGCAAAAUCAGAAGCCAAAACACUUUCCAAUGCCAUUAAGAAUGAUGAAAAGAAGCCUAUUAUAGAGAAUGAUGAAGUAAUAAGGAUUUUGGCUACAAGAAGCAAGCCACAUCUUCAAGCAGUUUACAAGCACUAUAAAGAGUUAUCUGGCAAGAAUCUUGAAGAGGAUCUUAAUGACUUAAGGUUUAAAGAGACUGUGCAAUGCCUUUGUACUCCACAAGUAUAUUUUAGCAAGGUUUUGGAUGAAGCAUUAAGAAUUGAUGUGGAUAAGAAUAUUAAGAAAUCACUUACUCGUGUGAUUGUUACUAGAGCUGACAUUGAUAUGAAGGAGAUAAAAGCUGAGUAUAAUGACUUAUAUGGAGUUUCUUUGCCUCAAAAAAUUGAAGAAACUGCUAAAGGGAACUACAAAGAUUUCUUGCUAACCUUGAUUGCUAGAGGAGGCUAAUUGAUGAAAUUAAUUUGAGAGCCAAUCUUUGGUAUAUGAAAUUUGAGUUAUAUUUUCUGUCCUAUAUUGUUUAUCAAUUUAAAUUUUUAUUGGUGAUGUUAUUGCAUGCUUCACAUUGUACUAUUAUCGUCACAAAAGAGAGAAAAACGUGUAAUCGAAUAAACUAGGAUCUUUGUCGAUUAAAUAAAGGAUUUGUUUUUCUAUUAU